Messenger RNA from Suillus bovinus, 2484 nucleotides. RefSeq lists its product as uncharacterized. The transcript is spliced from 5 exons. Gene Ontology annotation, molecular function: protein binding. The record is from RefSeq and is a predicted model, not a curated record. The coding region runs from base 1 to 2484 and encodes 827 amino acids. Lineage: Eukaryota; Fungi; Basidiomycota; Agaricomycetes; Boletales; Suillaceae.
AUGGAUGCUCUUGAAAGUUCCCUGCUGAGCGGGCAAUGGGACUCCAAGCUCCACACAGAGCUGGAAUCGCGUCCUGCAAUUGCAACGCUCGCAAAAGAUGUCCUUGAUGAUGAAGCAGAAAAAGAGCUCAUCCAGGUCAUUCUAGCCGUCGCAUCUUUACAUGCUUUCAUCCAGGCAAACUGGACUGGCCCGGAUCUCAACAUCAACCCAUCAGAAGUAAUCGUUGACGUGAUGAAUCCAACCCUGAUUUCUAAUGCGGUCCUCGAUAUGAAGGCGGUGACCGAGCUUGCUUACGGAGGCGAGCCUGCUUACCACCUCGCACAACACGCCACCUUUUUGCGUCUCGCUCAACUCAUUUUCGCCUUGCCAUAUCAUCACUGUAUAUCCGUUUGCUGGUGGCGGUUACGUACAACAAUCAUCCACGAGCAGUUACUGGAUGAGGCAGUGCCGUUUCCAAUGGACGCUCAUGAUUCAUUGGGGUCUCUGUUGCAGACCCUUACGGGAGAUACGGGAGAUUGCGAUCUUGCUGGCCGUCUGCAGUUAGAGCAGGGUCGACUUGAACAUAUUUUUUGCCACGACAAAGCGGCUUCCGAUCUAUUUGUUCAAGCGGCACGUGCUACGGGAUUACAGUAUGAACUCACGGGAGCGCUCGGGAGACGAACAAAGUUUCAACAAAAUGAUCUUAGCCAAUUGGUGUUACUUGCAGAAAGUCGGAAAAGGGACAACUCUCCCGCCGACGCCGUACCAGAUGAUCUUGCCGAUCAGUCACGUACGCCUGUUACCUUGGGAUUGAAUGACGACACCCUUCUUGAGCAGACUAUAUUCACAUCAUCUGCCCCCUCAUCCACAACCAGUCGGCUGAGUCAUCUAGAUCCCGUUUCACAACCCCCUUUACACCCACUCGAUCAAUGUAUACUUCUGUCGCUUUGCCUCAAUGUACGCAAUACCUCCCCUUCGCACGGCCUCACAAGCGAACAGAUGUCCCCCUAUGUCGCCCGUGUCAUAUCACAUCCAAAGAACUGGUCAGUUCACACUAUGGCUCUGCUUCUGCGGUCUCGUCUCGAGUCUACACGCACACGCACUGUUGAGCGUUCAGUGCUCCAGCUCCAAGCCCUCGUAGACCAGAUGCCAACUGCCGACUCCCCUUUGCCAGAACGGUUGCUUUAUUUUCAUUCAAUACCGCUUCCAAGCAAGUGGGAGAUGGAACGCGAGCUGGCAUUACGUUUUCUCACUCUAGGGGUGGUAAAGUCAGCCUUGGAAAUCUUCGAGCGUCUCGAGAUGUGGGAGGAGGUAGUUAAAUGCUGGCAGUCUAUGGAGAGGACGGACAAAGCAAUCGUCAUUGUCCGUGAUUUACUUGAGGGACGCAAAGAAGAAGCAGAGAGUGUGAUUUUGCGGGGUAAAGACUUGCCUUCGCCGCGGCGAGGCAAAUUAGAUUCAGCACGACAGGCAAAGUUGUGGUGUCUUCUAGGAGAUCUGGAACCAGAUAAUGCAGUGGAGCAUUAUGGACGCGCAUGGGCGUUGUCAAAGGAGACUUCCGGUCGUGCAAUGCGGUCUCUUGGAGGCUACUACUUCGCACGCGGAGAAUUCGAAAAGACCAUUCCCUGCCUGCAGCGUGCAGUGAAGAUUAAUCCGUUAUUAUCUCGUUCUUGGUUUAUCCUAGGGUGGGCCCGAGAUUCAUUUAGUCGAUGUGUCUCUAUCGACGAUGAAGACGGAGAGAGCUGGAAUAAUUUGGCUAGUAUGUACCUCCGUUUGGACUCUUCCCAGAAUAACUUCGAAUCGGAUAUGAAUGGGGAAAACCAGCCUAGCAAAGCCAAAUCUUUCUCAAACAGGAUGUUGGCUUUCCGUGCGUUAAAACAGGGCUUGAAAUAUAGCUACGACAAUUGGCGCAUGUGGACAAAUUACAUGAUCGUCGCCAUGGAUGUUGGGGAGUUAUCAGAGGCAUGCCGUGCACUGACACGUAUUGUUGAAGAACGGAGUGCAAAAACCGGUGCAGAAUGUGUCGAUGAAGAAGUUCUUGAGCGCCUGGUAAAUGCCGUUACCAGGGUGCCGGCUGUCCUCGAUCAGUCAGCUGGGGAUGAUGAUAGCAGACGGGAUGCUGUAAGUAAUUCCAACGAGGGCCACGGGCUGCUCAGGAGAUUACUGGAGCUUUUUGACCGGACCAUUCUUCCCCGUGUAUCUUCACCCCGCAUCUUCCGCGCCUACGCACGUCUUCUGACUUUUCAAUCACGGUGGGAAGAUGCAUUGAAAGCCUACCUGGAUUGGUAUCGCUGUAGCGUGGCUGGAACGUUUGAGAAGGGAGAAACUGACGUCGAGAAGUGGCGAGAAGCUGUAAAUGAAGUCGAGGAAAUUAUGGAUGUAUCAAUUGGGAGACACCAGGGGCGCAGCAUCGUUCGGACGUUUAUGGGACGCUCCAAAGACUUCGAAGAUCAGGCAGAAUGGUCACGCCUUGUAGAGUUGCAAAGCGAGCUGCGUGCUGAAGAGUAG